GGGGUUGGAAGCAGCUGAGAGCAGUGCGAGUAGGUCACACCGUCGACCACAGUGGCAGUCUGCGUUUGGCAAACGGCUCGACUGCCCAUCGAUAACAUGAGCUCUUCGGGAACGGCCGGUCGAUCGACGAAUUCCCGCGCAGGGAUGGCAAGGAGCAAAAGGAUCGAGUUUUUCGCGGGCAGACUCGUUUGAAAAAGAAAGAGAUAGGUGGAGAUAAAACACCGCGUGGCCUCUUACAAUUGCUACGAGUCGUCGUCGCGUUACCAUACACUCGUUCACUCGUCUCUUCUCUCUUCGGGGACAUCGAUAGAGAAAGAGAAGGACGUGCUACGUACUAUUAGUUUGCUUUGACUUCUACUUCCUCUACUUCUUCUACUUCUACUACCGUUUCCUCCUCUGCUUCUUCUUCUUCUUCUUCUUCUUCUUCUUCGACUGUACUUCUGUGGGACACUUGUAUCGAAGGGGAAAAGAGACAACGUGCGAGCGAACGAGCGAGAGAGAGAGAGAGAGAAAGAGAAAGAGAUAGAUAUAGAGAAAAAGAUAGUGAAAGUGAUUCUUUCGCGAGCAUCCCUCUCUCUCCUCGCACGUUUCGAGAACUCAUGCUACUUGGAGCUUCUGCGAGACACGUGUGUAUCAUCUUCGUUUCCUCCUCCUCUACUUAAUUUUCUUCUACUUCUUCUUAAUCCACCAACAUCGAAGAAAACUUGCACUUAAUGUCGACGGAACGCAGCGGAACGUUGUUGCAACGUUGUUGUUGUUAUUAUUGUUAUUGUUGAUCCUUGUUGACAUCGAACGCAAAUAUAUAUUGAUGAAUGUACUUGCGUGUCGGCCAUUCGUACUUGACGAGACUUACGUAAGAUCUACGAAAAAGAUCUAGAAGGAAAAGACCCUUCGUGAAUGAUCGAAAGAUAACGCGAAAGCGCAAGUAUACUUUCUCUAUCUUAAUCGAGUAAAUCGUUAGCCGAAGAAGAAAAAGAAGCACGGAGAGAAAGAAAGAAAGAAAUACGACGGAAGGUUAAUCGACGAUCGAAGAGAGUCCCGAGAAGCGGCUGACAUCGCGAGUUUGAUAUAUUGCUCUUUCUUCCUUUUUUUUUGUUUUUCUUACGAACGGACACACGCCUUUUCUCUAUUUCUCUUUCUCUAUUUCAUAUCUCUCUCAUCAAGCUCUUUGGCCGCUCCUUUUACCAUUUCUCUAGCUCGCUUGGAUGGAUAUCGAAUGAUAAGACCAUCGACUACUGGCGUCGAUACGCUAGGAAGAAUCUUUCGGCUGGAAUAAACGUUUUCGAGCGAAUCCAAGGAAGUCAUAAAAAUAAAAAAGAGAGAGAGAUAUAUAUAUAUAUACGUAUACACACACGUAUCUCUAAAGAGAGAUGGAAUAUCAAAGAGAAGUAGUCAUCUUUUGGACAUGAAAUAAAAGAAAGGUACAAAGCCGUAAGAGAAGAUCUUCCUGUUCUUUUUCCUCGUUCGACGAAAUUUUUGGAAAAUUUCCACCAUAUUUUUCAUCCGUACGUGAUAUCGAGAUAAUUUCUGUUACGAAGAAGAGUUAUGCGAGGAAAAAGGAAAGAGGACGUAUAUUAUCGCUUUGACAUUAUUACGGAGGAGAUAAACGAAUCAUGAGAGGUGAAACGUAUACAUCGAAGACAUCGAAGAAACGAGCUCUCGCGGAGGAGGAAGAGCCAAGUGUCGUAAAAUAUACGGCAGUCGAAAGAUAAAAGUCAUCGAAGAUUACGUUGUGGAGGGUAGCGCCAGAGUGCUAUGUUAUAGUUACUCUUACGUGUCCGUAAGGAAGUCCCUUGAACAACAGCAACUUUUUAUCGGACACUUUGUCACUCUCUUCUCUCGUCCAUCGUUGCUUUUAUCGAAUCAGCAGCAGCAGUAGCAGCAGCAGCAGCAGCAGCAGUAGCAGUGGUAACAGCAACGGUACCACCAGCAGGACGAAGAUGGAGAUCGCUGCGUCCGCUAUGUUGGAUGGUUUGAAGAACAAUCGGAUCAGCAAGUUGGCCCUGUCUCGAUUCUUGUCGCAGAGUCUAGCGCAGUUAGAAACAACCGGUAGCCCGGCAAGCAAAACACCAGCCGGCGGCAGUGCUGGUCCUGCUAGCAGUGCAGGUGCAAGUGCAACCGUAGCUGCUCCAGGUAGUGCAAGUAAUGUCGGUCCAAGUGCCGAACCACGUACUCCAACGGCUGGACCGCAAAACAAGCAGCUCCAAAAUGUUAAAGGAGAUCACCCCUCGAAAGCCUUUCUGCAAAGCAGAUCCAUCUCCUUGGUCGACAUGUACAUUGAUAAUUCGGAACCCAGCGAAAGCGUCGGCCAAAUUCAUUUUAGCCUGGAAUAUAACUUCCAGAAGACUACGCUCAUUCUAAACAUCAUACAGGGUAAGGAUCUACCCGCAAAGGAUUUGUCUGGGACGUCUGAUCCGUAUGUACGCGUGACGCUACUUCCUGACAAAAAGCAUCGUCUCCAGACAAACAUCAAAAGACGCACAUUGAAUCCGAAAUGGAACGAGACGCUUUAUUUCGAAGGUUUUCCUAUUCAAAAGUUGCAAAGCAGAGUACUGCAUCUUCACGUCUUCGAUUACGAUCGAUUCUCAAGGGACGACUCCAUAGGAGAAAUUUUUCUACCACUUUGUCAGGUCGAUCUAUCGGAGAAGCCAUCAUUUUGGAAGGCUCUUAAACCACCGGCUAAGGACAAGUGCGGAGAACUUUUGUGUUCGUUGUGCUAUCAUCCGAGCAAUUCGGUGCUUACGUUGUCUCUCUUGAAAGCGAGAAAUCUCAAGGCCAAAGACAUUAACGGGAAAUCAGAUCCUUACGUCAAAGUCUGGCUACAAUUCGGCGACAAGAGGAUCGAAAAACGCAAAACACCGAUAUUCAAAUGCACUCUCAAUCCUGUAUUCAACGAAACGUUUGCGUUCAACGUACCAUGGGAAAAGAUCAGAGAGUGUUCACUCGACGUUAUGGUCAUGGAUUUCGAUAAUAUAGGACGUAAUGAACUUAUUGGCCGCAUACAACUCGCAGGUAAGAACGGAAGCGGAGCGAGCGAGACGAAACACUGGCAGGAUAUGAUAACGAAACCAAAACAAACUGUAAUACAGUGGCAUCGUUUGAAGCCCGAAUAAAUAAUCAGCAAGGAGAAUGAUCUUUGCCGAUCGUACGUACGAGCGAAUUCGGCCUCCGAGGAGAAACGAUUCGUCCGAAGGGGGAUCGUUCGAGGAUGAUGACGAUAACUACGACGACGACGAUAAUGACGACGAAGACGAGGACGACGACGACGACGACGACGAUGACGAUGAACGCGUUUCGAUCGAUCGUUUCGUAUGGAAAAAUUCAAUCUAAAAAUAAAAGAAAAAAAGAAAGAAAGGAAAGCGAAAAACAACGUCAGGGAAAAAACGACGUAUCCUCGUCGAUAUAUAUAUAUGUAUGUAUGUAUGUAUGACGUAUGUGUAUAUAUAUAUAUAUAUAUAUAUCCAUUUGUCGCGGAUAUAUAUACUGAUAUUCAUACGUAUACGUACACACUUAAAAUAUGUAUAUCCGUAUAGAAAAAUUCCAUACAAACGUUAAUACAUACAAACAUACACACCACAUUAUUGGACACGUUCACACUUAUAUAUAUCAUAUGUAUACUAGGAAUGGCGCGAAGAAGGGACGAACGAUAAAAAGAAAAUUCCCCGAUAAGGACAAGUUCGAAACGAUAGAAGAAGAGAGUGCGUUUAAGGGAUAUAUAUCGUAAGGAGUGGAUGAAUAUGUACGUGCGUGCGUGGCUGUGUGUAUGCGAGAGAGUAAGAAAGAGAGAGAUAGAGAGAAUGAACGAUCCUUAAUCGCAACGUUAAUUGACAUUGGUCGUGGGUUGCGAAGUAAAUUUCUUCGAUCGACUGUUCCCGAGAGAGCAGGAUCAAGAGAGAGACAGAGAGAGAGAGAGAGAAAGAGAAAUUAAAGGGAAAAGGAAAAUCACGUUUCCUUAGCGAAUAAAGUAACGAAGAAAAAAGAAAAAGAAGCAAAAAAAAGAAGAAAUCCAAAAAGUAAAAGAAAAAGAGGAUAAGAAAGAGAUAAAGAGAUUUAGUAAGCUGUUAUCUUUCUCAGAGACGUUGUUGACCGUUUUGUAUUUUCGAAAGUACCGCCAGUAAUUUUUAAAACGAAUAUUCGCGCGCGCACCCCUCCUCCCCCCGCCCCCGCCCAAGUUCAUUAUAGUGAGAGAUAGUUUUUAACGCUAAGGUAAUUUUUAUAUAUGAAUACAUUUCUGCUGCCGAGCGAGUAAUUUUCUAAUCGCGCGUUGACGCUAAUUAUAUUUAAUUUAUCAUUUUUCUUAUCAUUUUCAACUGCACAUUAACAUUAACGAAGGUUGAAAGGGAAAUUGAAAUAUAGAUUUUACCAAAAAAGAUAAAAAUGAAAGAUUAAAGAAGAAGAAAAGGAAAGAAACGAAACGAGCGCAAGAGUGACAUAUGUUACAAGUGAAACAUAUGUUAAAGAGUGACAUAUGUUAAAAGUGAAAAGUAAAUUUAAAAAAUGAAAAAAAAUAUAUAUAUAUAAAAAGAAAAUAUAAAAAAAAAGUAAAAAAAAGAAAUUACUUUUACUUUGCUAUUACCCGUAGAAGGUAAUCUUUCUAUUUCUUUCUUUCCGUUUUUAAUCCGUUUAAGAAAAAUAUAAGAGAAUCGUUAUUUAGAUCAAGUAAAAGUUUGAUUCGCUCGAACAAAAUGAUCAUAAUUUUUGAAUAGUAGCUAUUGUAGUAGUAUCAGCCAACACAAAAGGGAUGAAAGAUAUAUAAAGAAAAAGAGAAAGAUAUUUUUAACGAGAAACUUUUGUAUCGAAGCCGGACGUGAUUUCUUGGGAGGGGUAGGGGGACAUUUUUCGAGCGGUAAAUUGUGAUCGGUGUACCUUAUACACUUCUUAACAAAAAAUACAGGAAAAAAAAAAUUGGAGAAGAGAGUUGAUAAAGGAGAAGAAAAAAAAAGUCUAUUGUUACAUUAUACCUGAUAUUCUGCUGUUAAUAACAAUAAUGUAGAUAAUCCCCGUCGAAUAAAAUUCGAUCGCGAAUUUUGCUUGGUACACGCUCGCUCUUCGAGCGUAUCUCUCUUAACGGCACGUACGGGAUAAGAGAAGAGGAAACGAAAAACUGAGAAAGGCAAAAGCUAUACUCGCUAUAAAAAUAUAUAAAUACAGGACGUAAAUCAAUUAUAGAUACGAAACCCUUACUUGUAACCGAUUACUACAAAGUAUUAUUAUCGAUAUCCGUUAAGAAGACAUUCGUAUCCAUAAUUUAUAUGCAGUCCUGUAUUAAAAACGAAGAUUUUUCGUGGAUCCAAACAAACGCGUUUCCUCAUUUCGAUCGAUCGAACGACCGUCGUCGCUUAGGGCUCGAAGAUAUCAAAAUAUCACGAGAUAUAUCUGUAUGUAUAUGUAUGUAUAUCGCGAUUAUGGUAAUAUACUGGCACGUUUUUUAUCUUUCGCCACGUUACUUCCUCAUUUUGCGUGUUGCGAAAGCGUAUGUAAGUAAGGAAUGAGAACAAAGUGAUACGUUCCGAUGGAAACUCGGAUUAAAAAGAGAGAGAAAAAAAAAGGAAAAAAAAAAAAAGACAGGAUACACGGUCGUUUUCUUUCGAAAGCCCCUAAAAAACUACUCUAAAAGGAAAAUUCUCUAUUACGCGAAUAUUUUUACAAAUACCUACGGAGUUAGCUUAACAAAGUAGCUACGUAAACGAAGAAGCGACGUUGUACGUUUUCAUAAUCGAAGAUCGAUCUCUCCUGUCGCGUCUAAAACGAGACUUAUUGUGUGCACAAAAAGAGAGAGAGAGAGAGAGAGAGAGAGAGAGGAAGAGAGACGGAUUGCAUACCGUAAGGGGUUAGUACGUAAAAAAGAAAAAAUAAAUAAAUAAAUAAAAAAAUAAAAAGAGCGAAUAAAUUAGUCUAUGAUAUGAAUAUAUAUAAUAUAUAUUUAUGUAUUAUAUAUAUUAUAUAUAGAUUAUAUAUACAUAUAUAUAUAAAAUGUGAGUAAAUGGUUAUAUAAUGAAUAUAUUAUAUAAAACCAAUAUUUCUGUGUUGCCAGGGAGUUCUGCUCCCUGAAUCCCCGACGAAAAAGCUUUGCUUUUUCGCAAUAGGUAUGAUCGAUGUAGUUCCGUCAUCGUGAUGAUUUUCUUUCUGCAUAAUAGUACACUCGUUUUAAUCGUUCCGCUUUUAUGCGUUAGGCACGACCGCCACUGUAUAUGCCAUAUUUUAAUAUCGUUAUAAUAUCUUCGUAUCGAAACAGCGCGUCACACAAUUAUAAAAAUAAUCGAUCGAUUUGUUUGAAAUUUUACGCAAUACCUCUUCAUGUGCCAUAAAAGUCGUUUAUAAAAUUUAUUUAUAUCUUGGAUUCCGAUCAAUUUUUGUUGCUGUGAAUCAAAAAAAAAAAAAGGAAACAAAUAGAUAAAAAAAAAGAGAGAGAGAGAGGGAAAGAAAGAAAAGAAUUUGAGACACGUUACACUUAGAUUUAGAAAAGAACAUUCAUAAUUCGUGCAGAACUUGAAACAUAAUUGAAAAAUUGUAUUUUUAUCGAGUGUUAAAGCGAGGCAACGCUUUUCGCGAUGGCGAUUACAUAAAGAAACUCCAUGCGGUCGUGCCUAAAAAGUAUUGGAGUAGCACAAAAGAUUAGGUAAUAUUUGUAUGUCGUAGCCUGUAUACAUUGUAUAUACGUAUAAGAUAAAAGAAGAAAAGAAAAAAAAUGUUUCCCGGUUUAUCGAUCAUGCACGUUAAAAUGAUGGUAUUACGUGGUGUUUAUUAGAAAUCUCAAAUUUAAGAAGUUUCAGAGCCCGGUCGUUUAGUUGAAAGUUUUGUGGAAAAUUGUUGCUGUUAACUAAUGGAAAAAGAAAAAAAAAAUUAUCUAGUACUACUAUGUGAUUAAUUAGUAUUCCGUAUAUACAGGGUGACGCGAAGGAAACGCAGUAAUAUUGGAUAUUCGUCGUAAUAGAAUCGAUUGUAAUCGCAUUGUGUAUGUAUAUAUUUAAGAAAGCUUCGAUCGAAGUCAUCGAUAUCGUUUAUUCGUCUAUUUUCAUUAUUUUAUGAUCGGCGCAUUAAAUCGACUCAUACUAAUUAAUUAACUCAGAGAAAAUAAAGAGAAAAAAGAAGACGUACGUGUUGCAUACCUUAUAGAAAAUUAUCAUCAAAAUUCAAAGAUCGUGCCAAAAGAAUUUUAAUCGAUGAAAUGUUUGGUAGACGAUAGUCUCUUUUCUUUCGUAUUUGUUUUCUCUCUUUUUAACAAGACUUUUACACGUUACUCGCGUACGAUUCUUUUUCCUUUUAAUUUAACUUAACUAUUAAUUUCGACUUUUAAUUUAUUUAUUAAUCUUUCCUUUACACCAAAUAUAUCGAUGCUCCGUGUUUUUAAUUUAUUUCAUUCAUUUUAAUAAAUGUUUUUAAUUUUAUUUUAUUCAAUAAUACAUUUAAGUAUCUCUGAUAAAAAUUUUGUUAUCAUUUAAAUAGGAUAACUUUGUCUACUACGUUUAGUACUCGCUUUAAUUUAUACUUUGAUACCGCAAGACAACGAUUCGGUAGCUUGUUCGAAGUAGCCGAUAAAAUCUACGCGUACCACGAAGAGUAACGUAAACUGUGGCUUCCUAGGUUUAAAUAUCCUAGGCUUCUUUUUUCGUCGUGUCAAAUCGUUGACCAUGAUUUUAACGUUCGUUACAGACUGGGUUUAACAUUUUAAUGCUUAAGUACCUAUCGUAAAUGCGAAAGAAAAUAUCGUGUGUGUUAUAUAGGGAUGCUAAUUUAUAUCGUGAUACAUGUAUGUCAAAGCGUAGGUAUUAAUACAAAAACAACAACUACAACAACAUGAACACAAGAGUAAAGUUAAAUGAGAAGAUGAAAAAAAAACGAUUGAUCAUGCGUACGCGAUAAAUGAUGAAUGAGAGAGAGAAAGAGGGAGAGAGAGAGAGAGAGAGAGAGAGAGAGAGAGAGAGAGAGAGAGAGAGAGAGAGAGAGAGAGAGAGA
This is a messenger RNA of Vespula vulgaris, 7956 nucleotides long. RefSeq names its product synaptotagmin-7 (gene Syt7). The record is from RefSeq and is a predicted model, not a curated record. Gene Ontology annotation, molecular function: phosphatidylserine binding; calcium-dependent phospholipid binding; clathrin binding. Lineage: Eukaryota; Metazoa; Arthropoda; Insecta; Hymenoptera; Vespidae. Bases 1941 to 3113 code for a protein of 390 amino acids. The transcript has 10 exons. Gene Ontology annotation, biological process: cellular response to calcium ion; regulation of calcium ion-dependent exocytosis; regulation of dopamine secretion. Gene Ontology annotation, cellular component: membrane; axon; synapse.